AUGACGCCAACUCCAGCGCAACGAGUUGCAACGAGAUUGAAAAUUCUGGAAGAGAAGGAAAACAGAGCUCCUCCAGAAUUAAAGGAUACGCCCAGCUCUCAAGAGGGACCAUUCCUGACUCAAGAGCAAUUGUUCUACGAGAUCCAGGACCGAGAAAUCGGCGAAGAAGUGGCUAAGCUAGAGAAGGAAUUGGAAAAUAUCCGUCGCAAGAGGGAGGAAAUGAGAAAAUCGCGCGAGAAAAAGAAUGAAGCUUCUUUAGAAGCGAUUCUUGCGAAGUACUUGCACAUAAACGAGUCUUUGCCGCCCAUUCCAGAGCUGAGUGAGGAGCACCUCGCGAUCGUCGAGUCCGUUUGGUCGCGAGGACGCGAUAAAAUCAUAUCUGAAAUCGCUGGCGAGGAAUGCAAGAAGAGUGAUCUCGCGACGCUCAGAGGCACGCAAUGGUUGAACGACUUGGUCAUCAAUUGUUACUUCAACCUGAUGAUGCAACGCGCAGAGGCCGACAGCGAACUUCCGCGAGUCUUUUGCUUCAAGACAUUCUUCUACCCCAAAGUGAAACAAAACGGGCACAAGGGCGUCAAACGCUGGACGAAGAAAGUCGACAUCUUCGCUAUGGACAGACUGCUCUUUCCGAUUCAUCUCGGUGUUCAUUGGACGAUCGCAGCGGCUCUCAUGAAGGAGAAGAAGGUGAUUUAUUUGGACUCCAUGGGUGCAUCGAACGAAGAAUGCAGAGAGCUCAUUCUCGAGUAUCUUAGAGUUGAGCAUGAAGUCAAAAAGGGCUCGGAACUGUCCGAUGACUGGAUCACAGAGUCCUGGUCUCACGAAGUGCCACAGCAAGACAAUGGCAGUGAUUGCGGAGUCUUCACCUGCAAGUUCGGAGACUAUCUUUCCCGAGGCUUCACCAAGUUCAACUUCAAAGCCGAAGACAUGCAGACUAUGCGAAAAGCAAUUCUGGUCGAAAUCGCCCAAAAACGCAUGAUCUUUUAA
This is a messenger RNA of Oikopleura dioica, 984 nucleotides long. NCBI's taxonomy places the organism in Eukaryota, Metazoa, Chordata, Appendicularia, Copelata, Oikopleuridae. The record is from the annotation of a GenBank genome assembly.